Molecule: messenger RNA, 1082 nt
Organism: Schistocerca nitens (vagrant locust)
Lineage: Eukaryota; Metazoa; Arthropoda; Insecta; Orthoptera; Acrididae
Product: protein kinase C-binding protein NELL2-like
Exons: 8
Coding region: 25-960 (311 amino acids)
Source: RefSeq, a predicted model, not a curated record
CGUCCGCCACAGGCCACAGUAGCCAUGAAGGGCCGCCGAGUGACGUACCUGGGAGCUGGCUGCAUGCUGCCGCUGUUUCUGCUCUUGGCGGUGGCGACGUCCGUCGAUUCCGAGUCUUCGCCGUGCAGAGUUCAAGACUGUCCCAACUUCCGGGCCAUCCGGUUCUACGAGGAGCUGGGCUGUGUACGCAGUGACGGUUCCAGCGAAUGCUGCCCUACACGCUACAACUGCAGUUCACUUCUGUCGCUCGAGAAGACGAAGUGCCACUACAGAGGUAAAGCGUAUGACCCAGGCACACAAAUUCAGCAAGAAAUCAAAUCCAUAUGCACGCCCAGCUGUGCAUGUCUCGAUGAUCCGGACGGCAUUUUCAGUGGAGAAGCUACGUUCCACUGUGCGCACAUAGACUGCCCAGAAUACUUCGGCUCUGAUCCAGUGCAUCCUGGCUGCUUUAGGACGUAUAGCAUAGACCAGUGCUGCUCCACUGGCCAAUACUGUGGAAGUGGUACUGAGGGUCGCCAAGAUGUUGCAGAGUGUGUGUACAAUGGGAAGACAUACUUAGAAGGCCAGUACAUGGAAGUACCUGAGUCUGAUUGCUUAUCGUGUGUCUGUCAACAGGGAUUUAACGGAACUCUGGAUGGGCCGUGGUGCCGGAAGUUCAGCUGUGACUUCACUUUGGGACACAGGCCCUCAGAACUGGCCUCGUGUGCGCCAGUCUUCUGGAGAACCAGCAAGUGCUGUCCCAUCAGCUGGCACUGCCCUUCUGCUAACGACACUUUGGUCAGGGGCUCUGAAUCUCCAACUGAAAAUGGUGAACAAUGCACUUUUGGAGAUCACAGACUGAACAUCGGUGAUGAGCUUCAAACAGGCAGCAGUCCUUGUGUCAAAUGCAAAUGUGAUAUACCCCCAUUCAUAACCUGCACACAGCUGCAGGAUUCAGAAUGUGAGACACAAACUGAAUGAACAUAACUACCCAAAAUUAUUUAUUGCAUGUGUAAUUAAUAUGUAAUUAAUAAUAUGUAAUUAAUAAAUUUAUUUGGACAGUAUAUAUUUUGGAAAUAAAGUCAAGAUUAUUCUGACCUUUA